AGCUGAAUCUCAUUACCAAUGGAGAAAAGCUUGAUGUUGGCCUGGAUUCUUGUUCUCAGCACGGCCAUGGCGGUGCCACCGUGCCAAGGCUAUUACUCCGAUGACGAGCCACAUGUUCUGGCUCCGAAAAAAGUGACCAAACUACACUUCUAUUUUCAUGAUACUUUGAGCGGCAAAAAUCCUAGUGCAAUCAUUGUUUCCCGUCCUAACACGACGAUUGCCUCCAAUAGCAUCUUUGGCACCGUGGUAGCAAUUGAUGAUCCACUCACGGUUGGCCCUGAGAAAACGUCGGACGUCGUUGGGAACGCUCAAGGCCUAUGGGUGUCGACCGGCCGAGACGUUCCAUGCCUUACUAUCUACAUGGACUUUGGGUUUACAAAAGGUGAAUUCAAUGGCAGCUCCAUCAGUGUGUUCUCGAGGAAUCCGAUUACCGAAACGGAGCGCGAGCUCGCGGUGGUCGGAGGGAGGGGUAAGUUCAGGAUGGCACAAGGGUUUGCACACCUUAAGACUUACUUCUUGAAUCCCAAGAAUGGUGACGCCAUUGUUGAGUAUAAUGUGACUGUGAUUCAUUAGUAAGAUAAUAAC
Molecule: messenger RNA, 585 nt
Organism: Hibiscus syriacus
Lineage: Eukaryota; Viridiplantae; Streptophyta; Magnoliopsida; Malvales; Malvaceae
Product: dirigent protein 4-like
Exons: 1
Coding region: 19-573 (184 amino acids)
Source: RefSeq, a predicted model, not a curated record